AUACUUGUCUCGAACGACCAUGUACCCUAGCCACUAUCGUUCGGCGACGUUCGGCGCCAACCCGUCGCACUUCAUGGGAGGCAUGGGAGGCCUCCCGCAGGAGCCCGGGAAGGGUUGGAUGAUGUUCGGAAUUGGCGCGUUCAUGGGCAUCACGGUCCUUUCCUACUGGUGGGGAUACAACGACAUCGACCGGCGUCACCGCGGUCGGGAGUUCUGGGUCAAUAAACAGACAGAUUCCGACCAGAUCGAAGCUGCGCAGGCCCUUUGACUCGAGACGAGAAGAGGUGUACAAUUAGCAUGUAGUUUUGGGAAAAUUGUGGGACGACGCAGUGUAUUACAUAGCCAUAGGAGUAUCGAGACCUGUACUAGGACACAGAUGCAGAGGUGAAUUCAACCCGAGAAGAAAGGCAGACAUGUCGAUUUCGAAGGCCGUC
This is a messenger RNA of Schizophyllum commune H4-8, 434 nucleotides long. RefSeq lists its product as uncharacterized. The transcript is spliced from 3 exons. The record is from RefSeq and is a predicted model, not a curated record. Lineage: Eukaryota; Fungi; Basidiomycota; Agaricomycetes; Agaricales; Schizophyllaceae. Bases 20 to 268 code for a protein of 82 amino acids.